AUGUCUCCUCACCCAACUACUCAACCAUACUUUCCAAAUCAAAACUUACCCCAGUACCACCUACAACAACCAUCAUCACAUCUACCACCACCACAUCUACCACCACCACAUCAACACCAACAUCAACAUCAACAACAACAGCAGCAAUUCCACGUUCAACAACCACUUCAAUCAGCCCCUUCCCAGAAUGGGGAAUUCCAAAACCCUAGUUUUCAGGUAAACCAAUUUUACGCUGAGCAGAACCUGCUUCAACAGUUGCAAAUGCAAAAGAUGCAGUUGGCUCAGGAGCAAGCAAUCCUUGAACAACAACAGCAACAGCAGCAGCAACAACAACAACAACAACAACAACAACAACAACGCGUCAAGGCAAAGAAGGUGAAACCAGUGUCAAUGACGCCCAAGAAGAAAAGAGGCAGACCACCAAAGCCGGACUCUUUUGCCCAAAGAAUUACCAGCACAAUGAAUAUUAAUGUCAACACUUCGCCUUUGGACAGUAGUCCCGCUGAAUCGAAUUCCAAUUCUGCUGCUAAACAAGGUGCACCCAAUGUGUUUACCCCGUUGAUGCGCAAGGCAAAGUCGUUUUCUCACCCUUCGACAAUGUUGGCGACUCCCUUGUCUUCAGUGGGCGCAAGCUUCCCCAAUUCUAUUGAAUCGCAAUACCAGUUCAAUAAGAACACGUUGGACAAUAUUUCCAUGAUAACUCAACUGCAACAUUCGAGACCCACUAGAUCUCAGUCAUUGUACAAUACUCCACCAAGUUCUGAAGGGCACAAAGAUGGAUAUUUCAUGCCCCAUCACCAAAACUUGGAUGCAUUGGGGCAAGAGCAGCAGCAGCAGCAGCAAGAGCAAGUUGAUUCAUCUCCUACUAGAAGAAAAUCGCCCGAGAAUAGAAAUCUUUUACCGCCUGUAUCGUUGACAAGUAAUCAUACGUCCGAAGGUAGGUUACACAGAGAAGAGCAAAGAGAAGAAGCUACACAAGAAGAGACGAGAAAAACAUCUGAAGAUUUUCAGUUGAAAUUGGUUAUUGACGAUCUGGGUAAAGCAGUGUUGUCAAGCGAUAUGUUCAAGCCAACUCCGAAAAAAGAAGAGUCAAGUUCUACAUCUACUUCAGUUGCCACUCCCAAACAACCACAAUUGGCUCGCACAGAAACCAACGUUGAAGCGGCAACUGAAGAAAGACCGUCUCGUGGUGUAUUGCGCAGGUGCAACUCUGACAUCACAGGCUCCAUAACACAACCAAAAUUGGAGUCACAGCUAGCAUCAAUCAAUGAGAAUUUCAUGACAAAUCCACAGACACCCAAGGACAAUUAUAUGUAUGUAUCUACCGGACUUACACCAAUUUUUAACUUGACACCACAAUUCAAUUCAUUGAUGAACUCGGUCAUGAGUUUAAACUCGCCUCAAUAUAAAAAAGGCGGCAUGAACCCGUUUUUGGUGAAUCAAGAGAUUUUCACUAGUGAGCAACAUUUACAACCACCGCAACAAAUUCCCAUCACACUUGCACAUCACAGUAUGCAACAACAAUCGGCCCAUUUGGAGAAUCUAGUUGAGCAUCCAAGUGAAGUUGAGCACGAGCAAUCUAUUAAAGAGCGGGGGAGUGAAGAGGAUGCCAAUGCAAAUGGUUCAGCUGCAAGUUCAGACGAUUCGGGUGAUGCCAGACUUGCUUUGAAACGGGUGAUGUAUGUACAAAGGGAUUAA
Messenger RNA from Lodderomyces margitis, 1698 nucleotides. RefSeq lists its product as uncharacterized. The record is from RefSeq and is a predicted model, not a curated record. The transcript has 2 exons. Bases 1 to 1698 code for a protein of 565 amino acids. Lineage: Eukaryota; Fungi; Ascomycota; Pichiomycetes; Serinales; Debaryomycetaceae.